Molecule: messenger RNA, 444 nt
Organism: Laccaria bicolor S238N-H82
Lineage: Eukaryota; Fungi; Basidiomycota; Agaricomycetes; Agaricales; Hydnangiaceae
Exons: 7
Coding region: 1-444 (147 amino acids)
Source: RefSeq, a predicted model, not a curated record
AUGGGGCAGUGGCAGCCUUCCCGCUACUACUGCGCUGUUCUCAGCGACCCAGCACAUCCCUUGAAGGCAUGGUUUUCCCACCCUCCGACUCAGCCUGCGGUGGGACUCUUUGCAAGGAUUUCGUGGCAUUUCCUUUCCGCCUUAUACGUUCCUCGUACCGUAUUUGCCUGCACAUCGCCGCUUGAAGAACCUUAUCGAACCAACCUCAGGGGAGUGUGGUGCUCCGACAUGGACAAGUGGUUGAACUUAGUCUUGCGUGAAUUGUGGAGUCUCUCGCGCGACGAGAGGAGGGCUUUGCCCAUGCCAACAUGCGGGUUUACAGCACUACCGCAGAGAUUAGACGAAGCCUUGCUUCUCUCGUCGGCUGCUAGAUUCACAAGUGUUCGAGCAAAAGUUGUCCCUCUCCAAUGCGGCGCGCGUACAACAUUCUUGUUGGCUUACUAG